Pygoscelis adeliae (Adelie penguin) is the source of this 5694-nucleotide messenger RNA. RefSeq names its product ELAV like RNA binding protein 1 (gene ELAVL1). The coding region runs from base 63 to 1043 and encodes 326 amino acids. The record is from RefSeq and is a predicted model, not a curated record. Gene Ontology annotation, molecular function: RNA binding. The transcript is spliced from 6 exons. NCBI's taxonomy places the organism in Eukaryota, Metazoa, Chordata, Aves, Sphenisciformes, Spheniscidae. Gene Ontology annotation, cellular component: ribonucleoprotein complex.
AAGUUUGUGAUCCCAGUAGUGGCCUAGUGCCUUUGCAGACGUGUGAACAAGAUAUAUUUAAAAUGUCCAAUGGUUAUGAAGAUCACAUGGCUGAAGAUUGCAGGGAUGAUAUUGGUAGAACAAAUUUAAUUGUGAACUACCUUCCUCAGAACAUGACGCAAGAUGAGUUACGGAGUCUAUUUAGCAGUAUUGGCGAAGUUGAAUCUGCAAAACUUAUUCGGGACAAAGUUGCAGGACACAGCUUAGGCUAUGGCUUUGUGAACUACGUUACUGCAAAAGAUGCUGAAAGAGCAAUAAACACACUGAAUGGCCUCAGACUUCAGUCAAAAACUAUCAAGGUUUCCUAUGCUCGUCCAAGUUCUGAAGUUAUCAAGGAUGCUAAUUUAUAUAUUAGUGGACUACCAAGGUCAAUGACACAAAAAGAUGUAGAAGAUAUGUUUUCACGUUUUGGACGCAUCAUCAACUCGCGUGUGCUUGUGGAUCAAACUACAGGUUUGUCCAGAGGGGUCGCAUUUAUCCGGUUUGACAAAAGGUCAGAAGCAGAAGAGGCAAUUACAAAUUUCAAUGGUCACAAACCCCCAGGUUCCUCCGAACCCAUUACAGUGAAGUUUGCGGCCAAUCCUAACCAGAACAAAAAUGUGGCACUGUUGUCGCAGCUGUGUCAUUCACCAGCUAGACGGUUUGGAGGGCCAGUGCAUCACCAGGCGCAAAGAUUCAGGUUCUCUCCUAUGGGUGUAGAUCACAUGAGUGGGCUUUCUGGUGUAAAUGUUCCAGGAAACGCAUCUUCUGGCUGGUGUAUCUUCAUCUACAACCUUGGUCAAGAUGCUGAUGAGGGAAUCCUCUGGCAGAUGUUUGGCCCCUUUGGUGCGGUUACCAAUGUGAAAGUUAUUCGAGAUUUCAACACCAACAAGUGCAAAGGUUUUGGUUUUGUGACCAUGACAAACUAUGAAGAAGCUGCAAUGGCCAUAGCAAGUCUUAAUGGCUACCGCCUGGGGGACAAAAUCUUACAGGUUUCCUUCAAAACCAACAAGUCCCACAAAUAACUUGCUCGUGCGUUUUGUAUGGAAUAGAUAAUUGAGUGACAGAAGUUGAAACAUUUUUGUUAGUGUAAAAUUCAUUUUGCGCCAAUUUUCACAAGUGUUUGUCUUAGUCUAAAUGAGAAGUGAAAAAGGUUUUAUAUUCUGGGAUGCAACUGACAUGUUCAAAUGUUUGAAAUCCCACAAUGUUAGACCAAUUUUAAGUUCCUUUAAGUUAUUCAUUUCAAACAUGUUAAAAAUCCCCUGAAAUCUUAACUAGAUUGCAUUAACUAGACCCUCUGGAUGGUGGUAAAAUUGAAGCAUGCUUUCACUUAUGAGACUAACAUUUGUUCCAUUGAAUGUUGUCUGCAAAAACUGGAAUUUUCUGAAAAAUAUCAGGCUGAAUUCAUUAAUUUUCUUGUUUUUUAUGUUGUUGUUUUUCCUACCCAUUCCCCUGACCUUCUCUACCCCAGACUCGGUAGUAUGGAAGAAAAGUUGAGAAAUACUAAUGUUUUAGUUGACAGUAAAUUGUUUGAUCAAUUAAUAUUCAUUACUACAUAUAUAGUUGAGGAUUAGGCUUUUUAAAGUCAAGGUCUUGUAAGUAGUAGCAUGCCAGCAUAACUUUUAACACCAUUGAUGAGGUAAGUUGCACACUGAGCAGUGGCCAAGCUGUCAAAUUCAAAGGUUUUAGAAACAUUACUUUUAAAGCCCACUUUCUAAUAGGAAUGGACCAAAGAGUUUCAAAGAAACUCCGGGAAGAUUUCAGAGUCAAAAUGAAACUCCAGAAAGAGAGUGUGAAUAUAUGUUGCUACUUUAUCAAACUGAAUCUCUUCUGUCCAAAUAUUUAAUGCAUGGUGCACUACUUACUGGUACAUUAUAAUGCAGCAAGAUACUUACUCAUUUUCAAAGAUCAUUAUAGUUUGAAUUCCUUUGGUAGUUCUGUUUUGUAAAGAAAAAAGUUAUAAACAUUUGAGCAUUGUAUUUCUCGCAUCCCUUCUAAUGAGUGCUAGAUUUUUCUAUUUUAAUAGGAUUUUGUUUUGACAACUAGCUUUACUUAUUGAACACUCAGCAGAAAAGUACUUACUACUUGCAAGUUAGAUAUUAACAAAAAACCCUUUGAUUUGUAGAUUUAAAGAUUAAUCCCCCAAGUCUUCUGCAGACUGCCUUGAAACUUUGAGUUGUUCUGUUUCUGUUAAUUUUCUUUUGCUUUUUUGUGUUUUUUGUUUGUUUUUACUUUUGCAUUUAAGAACAUUAAAUUUGAUUUUGUUUUGCUCAAAUUUUGUUUUGUUUUUUAUUUUCUGUUAUUUUUUUGCUAAGUAUUGCACAAAGUGUCCAGCUUUCAAAGAGUGUUGUUUUAAAGAACUAUAGUUCCUCUUUAAGAGUUUUAAGUUACUCCUUUGACAGAUGAGUAGAAGAAAAAGGGUUGUGAAACAAGAGCACUACAAUAAAUCUGUCGCAUAGAAACUGUGUGCCACAGACUGAUGUAACCCUGCAGGUGUUCUUUGGUAGGAAACCUGAAAAGGAUUACUCUAUCAGGUAAAGGCUGUGAAAGGAUACUGUGCACGACUAGAGACUUGGCCUGGGCGACUUUCGGGUCUAGUGUUCAUGUUCAGUUGCCAGAAGGUAGAGCAAACGCGAAAAUGGGGAGAGUGGCAGUUUUAUUGCAGUGUCUCCUUUUUUUUGCGUGAACCUCUACCAGUCCCAAAGUUUAUUUUCAAAUUCCAGAGGCCAUUCCAUGCCGCCUGCUCGUAUCGCUCCAUCCCUAGCUGAUCUUGCCUUCUGUUUGCAAUUAUUUCUCCUCUUCCUGUAAUAGGAUCUGCAGUCUUGCACAGCCUGAAGAAGUCUGCAUCAGCAUCUCUGCACGCCGCUGCUGAAAGGUGGCUGAACUAGCUGCCCAUCUCCAUUAAUUACCUUCAGCACUGUCUAGGAAAUGCUGUUGCUGAUAUUUCUGGAACUGCCAUGGCAUAAUUAAAGCCGUACAGAUAGGCCUUGGCGGAGUGAGCAGCCUCCCAUUGUUUUUGAGCUUGUGUGCAGUGAAUAUAAGUGGGAUUUCUGCUAUUAAUACAUUCAGCCUUGCCUUUCAUGCCAGUCCGGUUCACUCUACCAUCUUCUGAGAAGCACGGUGGUCUGUAAAACGGUGGCUGUGGCAAAGCAACCAACCAACUCCAACCCUGCAAAGAGUGCUUUCCAGCUGUCUAUUCCAGUGUCUAUUCCAGAUGUUUCCACCAAUUUAUCAUCACUCCUUUAUCGCUUCAACAAAUACUACUUUUCUGUGUACAAGGAGAGAUUCAGAAGCAUUCGGGGGAUUUCUCCCAAGUUAAAACUGCAUAGUAUAGAGAAGUCCUCGUACUGUGUCCCAUCACCUCUUAACCUCACACUAUGCUGUUCCACAGGAGUGGGUCUGCAGUCGUUUCCAAUUUCCUGUCAUUUUCUCUUGCCUUAUUUCAUAUAAGAUUAAUUUCCAAACUAAUUGGGAGUUGCUGUUUUAUCACAGCACUUAGAUGGGCGUUCAGACUUCCAACGAAUGACACCCUAAAUAUGACUUUGCAUCAGUAAUCAUUACAAGCAUGCUGACCAUUGCAACCAUAUCAGCAGCACACUGCUGUGAGUUCACUAGCUGUCACAUUUUUAAAAAACUUUCCUUGGAGGCUUUUUGGCAUCACUGUCAUCUGACUGCUUCCCUAUUUUUCCAUCUCUUGUUCUUUGCUAAAUAAGAAGGAAUAUCCUGCGUGGAUACUGUUUCAGUAGUGGUAUGAAACCAUCUCUUUUAGGAAACAUCUGAUCCCAGCUUCCUUUGAUUAGUUGCUCUGAAAAUAGUUACCAGGCAAUUUACAUGAGCAAAGCACUGCUGCUUGAGUCAGGAAAAGAGGGGGAAAAAAAAUCCUGCUAAAAUAUCAAGAGCUGAUACGAGAAGUGGUGUAUGGUCUGCACCAUUCUAACAGUCAAUAAAUACUUGGCAUAAAUAGCUGAAGUCAAGAAAAAAUUGUCUAUGUAUUCUUGAUGCUUUUGGUCCUAAACAAUAGUCCAUGCAUCCUACUAGUAAAUACAGAAAGGAAACUUAUGGAAGUGGAAACUAAAUUCUAACAACAAGUAAUCUCCCAGCAGUUUUUCUACGCAAAAGGUAUGAGCAACUGGUUUCCUUAUGUCACCCAGCAUACCCUCCUCUGAAGCUCUCCCUUGAACAUACCUGUUUCAGGAGAGGUUUUGGCCUCUUAAUCCUCAGGGAGUUUAGAAAAACUGCGGAUGCGUUCUGCUUUUUCAUCCUUUAAUUUGAUGAAAUAUAGACGUUUGUUUCAGGUGACCCUUCUGUCUCAGUCAGUGCUUACAAGAUCUUUGUAAAACCAAAGGCCUGUCUCAAUCCAGAGGUCCUGUACAUUUCCCAUGAGAUGCAGUAGGCUCAAUAAGGUAGAGAAUACUAGAAAGUCUUGGUUGCUGGAUUAGGACGUGAUGAUCAGAUUUUAAAGACCUGGAUUUGAUGGUCCAUACUGGAGAUGUGCUACAGGGAACAGCUGCGAUGGUGAAUGUUUUGGGGUCCUUCAGAAUAGGUGAGAAGCCUUGCAGGACACCCCCAGGUACCUGCUUCUGAAGGAUCAGGUAUAAUUCCUGAUGAAAACACAUAGUUAUGGCCAUGUUGCUAUUGCAGGGUCCCGUGUGUAGAUGUUGAAGAGAAUUAUGAUGUCUCAGGGGAUGGGGCAUGGUUUUUUGUGCCAGCAUUUCUGAAGGGAUCGAUCCGGCUUUCAUGAACCUGCAAUUUGGGCAACACCAUUUUCUUUUUACACUUAUUUGAUCACACAAAUAUGGUGACAAAAUGAGAAGUUUAUCUGCCUGUGUUUAAAAAGAAAAGGAUAGAGGAGGCUUUUUCAUCGAUCUCCUUAUGGUCAGGGUAGCUAGCCUUAGAGCUGAAGAUCUGCCAAUUGGGAGUACAAACAGGAAGACCAGUGAUACUGUUGUCAGGCUUCAGCUGGGGUCUAUUUUUGAAUGGACCUGUCUGCUUUGUGUCCAAAACUCACUUGCUUUCACAAAGAGAGAACUUGUUUGCAUGUGAAUGCACUUCAGCAGAAACUGGCCUUUGCUUCUGUAGCUUUUUCCGGCGGUGAGUCACCCUGGGUUUUCACUUCGCUGGCUGUAGGCCAUCUCGUUUGGAAGGCAGUCUGCAAAUCGGUCACCUUUGAGCCUUGGCUUCUGUGGCUUACUAUGCAAAGGCAGGAUCAUACAGCCGGGACUUGAUUAGCCUUCAGGACUUCGAAUGUUAAGCCAAUUAUCUUUUUCAGGAAAUUUUACCAGCUGUUGAAUGUCUGGUGUUACUUUAAUUAUUGCUUUGUCACUUUUAGCUUUAGAAUCACUUUGUUUUAUCUUGGUAUUUCUUUUGAAAGGGAACCUCUGCUGCCCUUACUUGGUACCUAUCCUCUUCUCCACUUUUUUCAAAUACUUGUUUUAUCUGGCACUCCAGGAAGGCUCUUACCAGGCCAAGGCAUGGCUGUUGAACACGCUUGUUGUGGGGCUGCUUCCAAAAUUGCAUAUGAGCAGUCUUCAUUCUUUGCAAGACUGUGGAGUUUCACUCUAAAAUGAGACAAUGCCUAGUUAAGAGCAAAACUGUCCUGAUUGUGGUUGAAGACCACCUCUAAACUUCUCUGAAGAUGUUCUGGGCUUUAGUUGUGUUGUACAGAAUAAAAAAUAA